Oryzias melastigma (Indian medaka) is the source of this 1075-nucleotide messenger RNA. RefSeq lists its product as uncharacterized. Gene Ontology annotation, biological process: response to bacterium. The record is from RefSeq and is a predicted model, not a curated record. NCBI's taxonomy places the organism in Eukaryota, Metazoa, Chordata, Actinopteri, Beloniformes, Adrianichthyidae. The transcript is spliced from 3 exons. Bases 1 to 747 code for a protein of 248 amino acids.
AUGCAUGUCGUACUUUUCACACUGCUGAUACUUCAACUUGGAUGUUGUUCAGAUGAAGGAUUUGAAACAAAGACUGCAAACGCAGGAGACAAUGUGACUCUGCUCUGUAAUAACUUACAGUUGGACUUUGGAUUUUUUUACUGGAUCAAAAUUGUUCCCGAAAAAAUUCCUGAAAUCGUAGGAAAAAAAUUUGGCAAAAGUGACGAAUUUAGCAAGAUUGCUCACUUUACAACCACUAAUGAAGAUGGAAGAUGUUUUCUACACAUUGCAAAAGCAAAGCCGAGUGACUCUGCCUUUUAUUACUGCUUAACACUUGAAGGCUACCAAAUAAACUUUUUGAAGGCAGUGUUUCUUGAAAUUAAAGGACCAGACUCUCAAGUUUCUGCAGUCGUUCAAAGUUCUGUUGAUCCGGUUUCUGCAGGAGACGUUGUGGCUCUGCAGUGUUCAGUUCUCUCUGAGUUUAAAAAUGAAGCAUGUCCAGAAGAACAGAGACUGUUCUGGUUCAGAAAGACUAAAAAUGAUUCCAACCCCACUUUUAUUUACACCAGAAGCAGCAGUGAUGGUGACUGUGACGGGGGUACAGAGACUCAGCCUCUGCAGAGUUGUGUCUACAGUUUCUUGAAGAACGUCAGCUCCUCUGAUGCUGGACUUUAUUACUGUGCUGUGGCUGAAUGUGGAAAAAUGAUUUUUGGAAAUGGAACAAAACUGGAUGUUCAAGGUAAUGCACUUUUUAAGAUAAUGGCAUAGUUUUUUUUACGUUUUAUAUUAUUAUAAAAUAUAUCUUGAUUUUUUUCCAUUUCAGUUGACAGCAUACAUGAUUUCAUGAGCAACAAUAUAUAUUUUUUUCUUUUUUUUGGAACCUUGGUUUUCAGUCUCAUGAUCAUAACAUUUCUGAUUUGUGUCUUGUCAAAAAAAUCCUGCGCCGUCUGCAAAGGUAAGAGGAUAUGCAGAUUUUUUAUGUAUUUUUUUUCUUUAGCAAAAACAAAUCCAACUUUUCUUUUUUUCAAAAUUUUAUAGUUUAGGAAAUACAUGUUUAACAUUUUAAACAAUCUUUCUCCUGUAACAGUCUGUUUGG